Molecule: messenger RNA, 465 nt
Organism: Acanthosepion pharaonis
Lineage: Eukaryota; Metazoa; Mollusca; Cephalopoda; Sepiida; Sepiidae
Source: the annotation of a GenBank genome assembly
AUGUUCGUAUCGUCCCUUUUCCCCCCACUUUUGUUCGCCUCUCACUCUUUCUUUCCUCGUUGCUUUUCUUCCUUGUUCGUUGCUUUUUUUUUCUCUCCUCACUUUCAAACCUUUUUCCACUUUUCUCUUUCUCCUCGUUAUAUUUCAGCACACAACACUUUCUUCGAUAAACUCUUUCCGUCUUUCUUUCAGCUCGCUUGCUGCAUGAUCUUAUUUUUUCUUUCUCUCCCUCUCGACAAUUUUGAGAUUUCUUCUUCUUGUCUUAGAUUUUCUCUCUCCUUCAAUGAAUAUGCGUUUUCUUCUACGACUUCUUCAUCACUUCUUUCUCCUACACGUCCCCCCCCCGCUACUCUAUUCUCCUCUCUCUCUCUCUCUCUCUCUCUCUCUCUCUCUCUCUCUCUCUCUCUCUCUCUCAACUCUUUCCUUUCUGUUUCUACUCGUUUAAUUUUGUAUUGUGAAUUUUGA